AUGUCGGAGAUUUCAACGACAUCAAGUGGGAUGAGUUGGUACUGCGCCUGUGGGACGAAGAUAAUUCAUCGGUACUGCGCCUGUGGGACGAAGAUAAUUCGUCGGACUUCGUGGACAGAUUUGAACCCAGGAAAAAGGUUCGAUGCUUGUGAUAAAAAUUGGAAUAUCAAAAGAGGUAUGCAUUAUUUCGAGUGUGUGGAUAAUGAAACUUUUCCAAGAGGAAAACAAAUGGUCCCUGGUUUGCUUAGAAGACUUAGAGCAAUGGAGGAGGAAAGUAGAGCAAAGGAAGAAAAAUUGAGAGCUGUGGAAGCAGAAAAGAAAGAAUUGCAACAGAAAUUGAAAGAAAUGGUUCAGGAAAAAAAGGUUUUGGAAUGGGGUCAUGGGCAAAGACAAUUGAUAAUGUGGGUUUCCUUGAUUUUGUCUUCGGGGUUUGAGCCCAUGAAACUGAAGACCAGUUAG
Molecule: messenger RNA, 459 nt
Organism: Prunus armeniaca (apricot)
Lineage: Eukaryota; Viridiplantae; Streptophyta; Magnoliopsida; Rosales; Rosaceae
Source: the annotation of a GenBank genome assembly